AUGUUGUCAAUUAAUGCAAGCAUCUUCCUGCUGUCUGCUAGUAAAAUGUUACAAAAUGUUGCUGUGGAGCCAUCCAUUUUCCUUGAUGAUGAUAUGCAAAAUGUUGCGCACGAAGAAGAAGAUGAUGGAAUUGAUCUGAAUGGUACUAUGGGAAAUGAUAGUGACGAUUCGUUGCAGCUGAACACGGAUGGUGUAGCUCCAAAUCAUGGCAAUGCCCGUGUGGCUAGUGACAAUGCCAAUGGAAAUGCUGCAACACUUGUUGACGAACCAGAUGAAGAAAUAUCAUCACAGCCAGUUGUCCCUUUUCUUGGAAUGGUUUUUGACAAUGUUGAAGAAGCUCAGCAUGUUUACAAUGAAUAUGCCUCGAAGAUGGGCUUUGGAACUCGCAUUGUGACAUCAAAGCAUAGUAGGAAAAAUAGCUCGGAGCAGAAGCGCAUUCUAAUCUAUAGAGUUUUUGAGUGCGUACACUCACGGAAAAAUCCUUCGAAGAAUGUUGGUGGUAGCAUUUCUGACGGGGCUGCAACAAAUCAGUGUGAACAUGUUGAUAUGAGCUAUUCCAGUAACAAAAAAUCUGCAAGCAAACGAGCUGGCAUCUAUAUGGAUGUGAGCGACAAGAGGAUAAGAAACCGGUUGGAGCGGUAUGAUUGCAAGGCUCGUAUGGGUGUUAACCUCAAAAACGCUGAUUUUGCAAAGGGGGCGUCGGAGAUUUUGCCGCUCUCACAGAAAGAUCCCGGAUGCAGACAUGCAGUACAUCACUUCACUGACUAUCGCAACAUAUCAACGGCUAAUAUGAUGGGCUUGCUUGGAGAUGCACGGUGUUGCGAUCCAAGGAGUUUGCCGUACGUGAAGACUGAUGUGACAAAUGCAAGAGCAAAGCUGCGAAGGGGCCUAUCAGAGCGUGAUUUGGAGCUGACAAUCGAGUACUUUGAGAGAAGACAAGUGGAGAAUCCCAACUUCUUUUUCUCGAAGCUAGAAGAAGAUGGAGCUGUUAGGGCGCUUUUCUGGGUUGAUGGGAGAACAAGGGCCUUGUAUCCAAAGUACAAAGAUUGUGUGUUUUUCGACACCACAUUCUGCACAAAUCUCUACAACUUGCCCUUUGCUCCGAUUGUUGGCAUUAACAACCACAAACAUACCGUUUGCUUGGUGUGCGCUUUGUUGCCUGAUGAGACCAUCGAAACUUUCAAGUGGGUCUUCCAGCAAUGGAUGUUGGCAAUGAAUAACGAGCAUCCGUUGAAUCAAGACCAGGCAAUGGCUAAAGCCAUCUCAAUGGUAUUUCCAGAUUCAACACAUAGAUGUUGCAAGUGGCACGUCUUCCGGGUUGCAAGGACGAAACUAGGGAAGAUGCUGGGCAAGGAUGAGCCUUUUGCUGAAGCAUUCUAUGGUUGCAUCAAUGAUUCAGAUACCGUUGAGGAGUUUGAAGAACGGUGGAAGCAGAUGGUUGAGUUAUUUGGUGUGGCUGAUAAGAAACACCUCAAGAACAUGUGGGACAGCAGGGAGAUGUGGGCUCCUGUGUACUUUAGGAAUAAGUUCUUCCCAUUCAUAGGAACAACCGGGCGGUCCGAGGGCCUGAAUUCCUACUUCAAGACUUUAAAUCAUCAUGGAGACUCAGUUUGGACAUUUGUCCAGCAGUUUGAGCUUUGCCAGGAGCUAAUGCUUGAUCGUGAAGACAAUGCUGGCUUCAUCAAUGAAGCGACGAGGCCGCCACUCUGGGGAAAUUACAACAUUGAAAAGCAAGCUGCAGAUUUCUAUACCAGAGAGGUAUUUUCCAAGUUUCAAAAAAUGUUGGCUAAAUCAACAGGCUAUGGUCUGCAAUAUCAGCUGCAAGGGGAUGUCGUCUGGUUUCGCAUUGUUGCAAAUUAUGGCGUCAACCCUAAAGUGUACACAGUGUGUGUUGCCCCUAAAGAUCAGACAUACAUGUGCACCUGCAACAUGUUUGAGAUGUGUGGGCUGAUCUGCCCACAUAUCAUCCGUGUCAUGGUGCACCUGAACGUGCAAACGAUACCUGCGACUUACAUGCUUCCAAGAUGGUCUAAGAGAGCAACCGACCUUGCGCCUGAACCGGGCGAUGGGCAUAGAGCUAUGCAUUUCGCCGUCCCCACGACAAACACCCUAAAGUUUAACUCUCUAUGCCGGAAGUUUGGGAAACUCGCUUCUGAUGCAUGCUUCAAUGAUGAAGCUUAUAGUUUUGUCUCUGGGCUAAUUGAUCAGGGUAGUGUUGGGGUUGCUGCAAUAAAAGCUAGAGCAACUGAUGGGGUUGCAGGAGACGAAGAAGCCCAAGGUCAUGUAGAAAAUGCACAAGUCUCAGGGGGUCCAAGUAUAGGUCAGCGGGAUCCAACCCUCGUAGGACUGCGGAACCCACCAAAGUCAGCAAAGAAAGGCAGGCCAAAAGAGAAAGAGAAGCGCAGGAAGCCACUAAUUGAGAUUCGAGAAGAUGAAAUGAAGAAGAAAGCAAAGAAGGACGCAGCGAAAACGAAGAAAGCUCCAAAGCCAAGGGAAAAGAAGACUCCAUGCAAAUAUUGUGAAGAUGAAGAUCACAACGUGAAGGAUUGCCAACUCCUUGCAGCUUUUCUUGCUGCGAGUGCGAGCGCGAAAGCUCCGGGCGUCGAAACAAUCCUUACACUUUAG
Molecule: messenger RNA, 2625 nt
Organism: Aegilops tauschii subsp. strangulata
Lineage: Eukaryota; Viridiplantae; Streptophyta; Magnoliopsida; Poales; Poaceae
Product: protein FAR1-RELATED SEQUENCE 9-like
Biological process (GO): regulation of DNA-templated transcription
Molecular function (GO): zinc ion binding
Source: RefSeq, a predicted model, not a curated record